UAAAAAUGGCGGAAAGCUUGAGCACGAUACUUCAUCGAGAAGUUGUUGUAACAGCCUCAACAGGAGUACGAUGGAAAGAAAUAACUAUCUACACUGGUGCCUCUGCCAGCACCCUGCAGGACAUCAAGGUGCCGGAGAGCUGUGGCGGCUACUGCUACCGAGAUGCUGACUCUUCAGGGCUGGAGAACUCCCCCGUCAGAAACAGAUUCAUAUACUGGAGAGCAAAUGAUGACACCCUAGAAAUGGUAGAGCAGUCACUGGACGUGAACCUGUCUGGUAACCAUGUGCGGUACAGGUUCCAGGACACACCAAUACUCAACGGCAUCUCAGUUCACGAAGCCCGCAACAGCCUUGUCAUUCUGGUCCCCACUGUGGCCAGCGUGCACAGACUCGUCUUUCCCCACCCCCUCAAACUGGACAGAAGGGAGGCUAGAUUCGCAACUGACACAUCCCCAUUGUCCAUCUUCUACGACGCCACAGUUGCCACAGCAACAGAAGCCAAAAACAUGCACAUGUUGAACCCUAGCGGAAGCAUCACAGCCCAUCUCCUCACAGCCGCCACCCACGUCACCAGCGAUGGAGAGGCACUCUUCGUCCUUGCCACGGAUGCAGGGGGGAUAAUUCAGGUCAAGAUGCCAGCCUUGGGGGUUCAAGGAGUUGUUCAGCAGCAUGAGCUGUCACAGUCCUCCAUGAUGCAGAAGUUGUGGAAUGGCCUGGUUCCUGUCCUCAUCAGAGGGGUGCAGCAAGAUGCUGGAACAGCCACUGGCAUCGUCAUCCAUUCCAUUCAUGGCGAGGACUUCAUCUUCUGCGUGUGCCGUGACCACAAACUAAGGAUGUGGUCUGCUAAGACAAGAGAGUGCAUUCUUGCCUACAGCCUGCUGGAGUUUCUGUCAUCUCGGGACCAGUCUCUGCCGCCAGUCACCAGCACCUCAGGUCAUGUGAUAAAGAAGGUGAUCAACCCCAAGAACAACUCCUUCCAGCUAUGUGUCCAUCUUACUUUCCCAGACCAGAACCAGUUCUGCCUGGUGAAGCCAGUGUACACAGACAGCAGGUUUCACAUCCAGCACCAGGUCACAGUGUUUGGCCCCUUGGAAGACCUUGUAGACUACUGCGUGACGGCUGACAAACUCUACACACUGUGGACCAGCCAGUCAGGGGAGACAAUCUCUCGAGUAGCAAUCAUUGCUGGUGACGACACAGAGUCGUGGGUGGAGGUGUUGCUGCAGCCCCAGGAGGUGGCCGACAUCCUCAUCCCCUCCUUCCGUGACCCCCGCGAUGUCUACCUGGAGAGGAUCUUCCACCCAGGCAGGUUCUCCAGUCAAGACCUGCUCAAGGCUCUCAAUGUAUACAGACGUUCCCUGGACACAGCUCUACAGGCCGAGAGUAUUGUCAGCAUGUCCAACCUGCGAGAGGAAGUUGUCAACGCUGUAGAGUCUGAGAUCCGGAACUGUGCCCUGGAUGUUGAGAUGCAGGAGGAGGACUACUACCAGCUGCAGCUGGAACAGUGGAGCAAGUUCUACUCUUGCUGUAUACAGUACAAGGAGGUUGGUGCCAAGGUGAAGGGCCUGUUCUCGGACAGUGUCACCGGGCUGGUUUGCCUCAUCAGGAAGGGGUCGGUGAGCUACGUCCGGCCAUGUGACAAGCUGGAGGAACUAUACUGUCUGCCACAGUCCCAGUUGUCCGAUGCUGACUGCGAGGAGCUGCAGCUGCCCACUGAUGACUGGAGCCUGGGCCAGGACGUGAUGAAGCUGUGUGAGUGCGUGCGUGACAUCAGCAACGAGAUGACAGAGGAGUUGUCCACACAGUUCCACACAGAGGCCGGCAUGUUCGAGUCGCCGAAAGAUGUUGUGACACCCAUGGUUGACACUCUCUUCUUCCCCCCAGGAGGUGACUCCCUGCUUGCCACGGAUGUCGGUGACCGUCUGGAGGAGAUACACAACCUGGUGUCAGCCCUGCGCGUCCUGCUUAAGAUCCUUGACCUCAGCAACCAGGAGGAGGACUUCAUGCUGGAUGACUCAGUUGUAGAUGCAUCCCGCCAGCUGAGUUGCAGCCAGCUGUUCACCAGCUCCACGUCCUCCGCCAUCCUGGCCGUCUGCCUGGAGCAGAUGUGUACAACACGGCUGUCGUUCUGCCGAGACCUCCUCGUGCUCCAGGUGGCAGCCAUCAGACUGGGAGACCAGCAUGGACUGCGACCGGAUGUGUCCUCUGUUGUGUGUGAAGACCUCAUCCCUCUCACAGGAUCACUCAUACAGAGUUAUCUCCUCCUGGUAUGGGCUUCACAGUCAGUUGUCAUUGGCAACCAAAAUACUGCCCUGGAGUUCAAUGUCAGACAGUUGGCAGCACUGGAAAUCUCUGAUACAACAAAUGUAACAUUGUCAAAGUCAAAUCUGCCAAGUGUCACUCUUGCUGAGCUGUUUAUCCAAGGUGUGGGCGGGGCACAGGGGCGCUCCAUAUUGGCUCAGAUCCCUGGUAUCGACUACCGGAGCCAAGCUGUCUGGGCCCAGCAUCUGGUCCCUCUCGUCAGAACAGUCGCCAAGAUUGUAUGGCCGAUGAGCGACAACUUCCUGUUCCCAGAGUUCCUUGUAGGUUCGUGUCAGUACCUACACCUACAGGAGUAUGUCCGUCUGCUGAGCAGCUGGUGUGAGUGGAACGUGGCAUCCAGACGCUUCCUGCUUGGGCUGUGCUACCUGCAUUUUGACGAGCCCCAGAAGGCUGCUCAGUGCUUCACCCAGGCCGGCAGCGGUGUCGGCAACGAGACGUUCCUUAGUCACAAGUUACUGCAGACAGAUGAGGAGGAAUUUCACAAGAUGGAGGUCCUGUACUAUCUCAAGGUGAUACGUCAGUUUGAGGAGUUCAACCUGCCCGACAUGGUCAUCCAUCUGGCAAAGACAGCCAUCGGAGCUGCCAGUGAGGAUGACGACAAUCUGGCAACAUUAUGGUCCAAAGUGUUCAAGUAUCAUCUGGAGCUUGGUCACAACGAGGAUGCCUACGAGGCCAUGAUCGCCAACCCGGAGCCUUCCAGACGGAAGGACUGUUUGCGGCAGUUGCUGGUUGUCCUGUGCGAGAGGGGAGAUCUGCAGGCCCUUGUUGAGUUCCCCUACAUCGACCUGCAGGACGAGGUUGUGAAUAUUCUGGAGAGCAGGGCGCGGUCAGUUGACCUCGCCACCCACAACUACUACAACCUCCUCUACUCCUUCCACAUCUACAGGAACAACUUCAGAAAAGCUGGGCAUGUGAUGUAUGAGCACGGGAUGCGACUGGGUCGGGAGCUGCCGGGCCUCAAGGGGCUCCAGAGACAGGCUCAGUGCUACCUUGCUGCUCUCAACGCCCUCCGGCUGGUCCGAGCAGAGUAUGCCUGGAUUGUCAAGCCCGUGUCUAUGUCCAAGUACAGCGAGGUGAGCUGUGACUUCUCGCCCUCCUUUGAUACCAAACCAUUUACAGGCUGUGAGAUGGUGUCUGAUGAGGAGGAUGAGCCAGGUAUCUCCCCAAAACAUGGCCUGGACGGAGCAGAGAAGGAGGCACACAGUUUGAUGCGGAAGAUGGAGAUUCUGGAGCUGGUGGAUAUUGAGAAGGAAUACAUCUUAGUGGAUGCCCGUCUCCGCCUCAUCCGCAGAAACCCAGAUCCCUCUCUUGCAUCAGGUCCGACGCCAGGCCCCGACGAGAUGGUGGGGCUCCUAGUGAACACCGGGCUGUUUGACCGAGCCAUUAUUGUUGCCAAGUACUUCAACCUAACACUCAACACUGUCUUCGAGAAUCUGGCACUCAGAUGUGUGCAUCUGGCCAAGGGAAGCAACUACUUCAUGAUCGGAGACAACGACCAGACAUCGGAGGCGUGGGACUGGUUGCAGGAGAAUCAUUUCAAUGCUGGGUCCGUGCAGAGAGACAAAAGUGCAGCAGACCAGGCCUGGACCCUGCUCCAGUGUUACCUGAACAGCUACGAGGACAGCACCGCCCGCUACCACAGAUGUGUGUCUGAGAAGCUGCUGUCUCAUGGCUUCUCCCUGCCCACCUGGUUUAUUAACUCAUACAAGGAGCUGAACUGUGCGGAGCUGCUGCGAGUGUACAUCAACUACGACCUCCUGGAAGAGGCUGCAGCCCUGGCCACCGAGUACAUCCACGCAGUGACCGACACACUGGCAGGAGUCGACCGGAUCAUGUUCAAUCUCAAGGGUUGUCGAUUGAAUGCCCAGUGUGUGUGGUUGCCGUACGUCAGUAUCGACCAACUCCUGGCUGCACUGCAUGAUCACAAGGAACAAAUAACAUACAAGAAGAUUUAUGAUGACUUGAAGCUAACUGUCACAAUGUAUCAAGAUCGUGUGGAAAGAGACAGCCGAAAUCUUUCCAGAACGUGAUAAAUGUUUCCCCAAAGUGUAAUCUGUGACUGUGUACCUAUGUGUCAAGUGACUGCCUGUGUCAAGUGACUGCCUGUGUCAAGUGACUUCCUGCUCAUCUAACAUGAGGUAGAGCUGUUUUCAUGUUAUCAUGUGACGAGGAACAAUGCCAAGACUUCAUACAGAGAAUCAAGAUCAUGUCGUCAACAUUUUAAGGUCAUUGCUGAAUCAAAAUUUCAUGAUACACGCAAUCGUACUACAAUGUAAUUAUCAUCUGUAAAAUAAAUUUCAUAUUUGCAAAUA
Molecule: messenger RNA, 4634 nt
Organism: Haliotis rufescens (red abalone)
Lineage: Eukaryota; Metazoa; Mollusca; Gastropoda; Lepetellida; Haliotidae
Product: nuclear pore complex protein Nup160-like
Exons: 36
Coding region: 6-4352 (1448 amino acids)
Cellular component (GO): nuclear pore
Molecular function (GO): structural constituent of nuclear pore
Source: RefSeq, a predicted model, not a curated record